AUGCACCAGCCCGGGGUGCCCCCGGCACAUGGAGCAGCUCCCGAGCCCCCGCCGCCCGCGCCCCUCUCCGUCCCCGCCGCCCGCACCCCGCGGCAGCCGCGGCGCCCGGGCAGGUCCGGCUGCUCAGCAGAACCCGCCCCCGCCCCGCCCCUCCCUGGGAUUCGAUGUUGUGUCACGUGGCCCUGCGGCCCCGCCCCCUUUCCCGCGCGCGGUCCCGGCGCCGGGCAGCCAUGGCGGGGUGCGGGGCCGCGGAGCGCGUGUUCCCCGCUCUGCCCCGCCUGCAGCCGCUUUCCACGGCCCGGCGCCCACCCGCGCCGUGGUUCAAGGACGUCCAGGCUGCCCCCGGGACGGCUGUGGGCUGGCAGCGGGGCCGCCCCGAGCGGCAGCUUUCGGCCCCGGGCCUCAGCCGCCCGGUCGCUCACGGAAGCUACGGCAGAUGCUGGUGGCAGCGGAGCUGAGGGGCCGGCGGGGCUGUGGCGGCUGGUCAACAGCCCGCGCUGCCGCUCCGUUCGCUGGGGUGCCUCCGGCCAGGGGCUGGUCAUCAACCAGCCGCUCUGUGAGUGCGAGCUGCUGGGCGCCGGGCCGGCCGUCGCCGCGCAGCCGGGUGGCCGUGGGGCAGCGGCAGCCGCCGGUUUCUUCAAGACCACGAACUUCAGCAGCUUCAUCCGGCAGCUCAGUCUCUAUGGCUUCCGCAAGGUGGGGAUGUUGCCGGGGAGCAGUGUGGUGGGGCCCGGGCCUGGGCCGGGCCCAGAGGGUGGACAAGGCAACGGUGGCAACUGCACUGGGCCCCUGCAUCACUUCCGCAGCCCCCACUUUCGCCGCGACCGCCCCGACCUCCUUGUCCACCUGAAGCGCCUGACGAAGGGCAACAAGGCGAAGAUGGCAGCGGGCCUGGAUGUGACCAGCCGCGCACCCAACCGCUUCCAGCGCUUGCCUGGCACGCCACUGAACGGGCAGCCGCUGCCUCCGCCCUCGACGCUCAGCAGGCCUGGACUGCUGACUGUAGGACAGUUUCAUCAACUUUACGGUCAAGGUGUUUUCCCUCCUUACUCCUACAUGGCAACCUCGUGCCAAGCCCCCAGCACUUCACCAGCACAAAGAUUAGAUCCGACUCCAGUCCCUUCCACUUGGAUCCAGCAGGGACCACUUGGGUUGCUGCCAGGGCAAGGGGCUUCCCCAGCUUUUCCAGAUAAAGGGGCUGCCUUUCCUGUACUCCAGACACUUCCAACAGGAGCCACGUACACCCUCCAGCCUGUGGCUUCUCUUCCGCCACUUCAGCAAGGGACUCAAAGCGUUGCCGCAUCCAUUGCAAAUUGCAGCAGCUCUGCAUCUUCAGUGCCGUACUCACAAGCCUGCUAUCCAACAGCCACACCACAGAGCUGUUCAGCAGCAGCCCACACAGAUCCUCUGGCUGGCUGUGCUGGUCCUACUGCUUCAGCGUGCACCCACGACAGCUUUCUCCAGAAUCCUCCAAUGCAGUCAUCUUAUGAAGCUGAACUGAUGCCGUCUGACUGGCUAUGUAAUAUAUCUGAAGAAAACAAGAAGGCAGAAGUCAGUCUUGAAGCCACGUUUCAGGUUGCCGCUGAGGUGCAUUCAUCAUGCAAAGCUGAAAAGGUGGGAGUGGCACCUGUAGAGAGCCAGUAUUCGAUCCUGGAGUUUAAUGGAAAUCAGGCACCGCCUGUUAAUAGUUACGCACCACCUUCAACUGAGGAAAGCCAGCUGGAAUGUCUCACUCUGUAACUUCAGACACAUAAUUUCUGGUGGAAGCAGAUGGAGCACUGAAUUUGUCUCCAUUACAGCCUUCUGACAUUCUUUGUGCUGCCGAUCCCACUCUGUCUAUAGAAACUGCUGCUGCUGCUAAAAUACUACAAGAACUUCUGACCACACAGGAAGCAGAUGAAAAACGGAGCAAAGAACCAGAUCACCGCCCAGCUGAGUUCUCCCUCAUGUUUUUUCAGGAAGAAUUGUUCAGUCCAGAGCAGGAGAAUACUAGUGUUAAAAGUGAAUCCAGGACAUCGGAGACAGAAGAGAGACAAUUCACUUCAGGAGCUGAGCCUGUGAACGAAUCUGUAGAACAGACAGAUUCAUCUGUAAAAUCUUUCUCCCGGAAAAGACGCAGUUCAGACACAGGCAACUCUCUCGAUCUCCCUCUACCGGUGGAUGUACCUCGGAAGCGGGGGUGCUUUCUGGAGGAUGAAAUAAGAGAGUGAGGAGUGGGUGACAAAUGUGCAGCAGCUGCCAGCUGGAUUCCCCUGUCAGACUCCAGCAGCCGUGGAGCUUUGCCCACAACAGCCACUUUGGAUCAUUUCAGCUGUGUUUAAAAAAAAAAAAAAAAAACAAACCCCAACAAAACACCAAAGACCACACACAAAAAAGCCCCAAACAAAACAACAAAAAACCAGCAAAAAAACCAGCCCCACACCACUCUAUUUUUUGCUUUCUUUUUAACUUGGUAGGGUAUUGUUCAGUAGGCCUCUUUCAUUACAUUUUCUACCUGUCAAGUUAUAAAGCACCAAGUGGUCAGAGUAAUUAAUAUGAAGUAAUUCCUUAGCUGUUUGUAUUCUUUAGAUUUGGAAAGUCUGAACUUUACAGGAACCCUUAAAUACUUUCUUGAGACAUCCUUACUGGGAAGCAGAUGGGUUUUAGUGCUCUGUUAGGAAUCUGUUUCACUUAUUUAUUUAUCUAUUUAACGUUGUUGGGAGCUACAGUAUGCUCGGCAUAGGUGGUGGUUGGUGCUCUCGCUGUCUUUGCUUGCAGUCGUACCGUGGCCCUUUACUGGGGAUCGUGUAUGAAACAAAAGCAUUGGAAAGUCGCAAGAUUCUGGGUCUGAAUGGGUCUGAGAUUUCAGGAGAGCAGCUAAAGGAAAGAUGAGCUAAUUUUCUAAGUGAUUAACCAGGAAACCUUCUUCCUUCCUGAACCAGCUCUCUGUUUCACCAGCAAGUGUAUGUAUGUCACAGCUGCUGAUCUUUUACGUUCCUGGGGAAUUCUUCUGGUUUAAUAAUUUCCUUUUGAUGCUAAUGGUAUCUGUAAUGAUAAGUUAUUUAUUAUUCUAGUACUCUGUUCUAAUUAUGUCUUGAAAAUAUUUUUUAAACUUUUAGAGGAAGAUUGUACUUAUGUUGAUAGCAGAUCUUAAGUUUUUACUAGCUAUACAUUUGUGUUCAUGUUAAAAUACUGUUUGAAGGAUAAAGGGGGCACAUCCUCUACUUGU
This is a messenger RNA of Falco peregrinus (peregrine falcon), 3208 nucleotides long. Its product is annotated as heat shock factor protein 5-like. Gene Ontology annotation, molecular function: DNA-binding transcription factor activity; sequence-specific DNA binding. Lineage: Eukaryota; Metazoa; Chordata; Aves; Falconiformes; Falconidae. The transcript is spliced from 7 exons. The coding region runs from base 1 to 1740 and encodes 579 amino acids. Gene Ontology annotation, biological process: regulation of DNA-templated transcription. The record is from RefSeq and is a predicted model, not a curated record.